AUGAGCAGAAGUAACACCCUAAAGAUGGAAAUGGACGUCUCUGCAUCAUCAACACCUGCUCAGGUAUUUGGUCGGCUGCUUCAGCUUCUAACUUUGGCUUCCUUUUGGACAGACAGUAUUUGGUUACCUUGUGUAUAUAUAUCUAUAUUUAAAUGUGGCUCCUCUGAUUGCCUCAUGCUGGAAAUGGAUUAACUCUAAAUGCUGUUUAUGUUCCUGUUUGAUAAAUCUAAACUUUGAUGAAGAAGAUCCAAAUUUACAGAGAGUAUAAAAGGCUUGAAUCUGAAACUCAUGUAUGCAAAACCUCUGGCUUUUCAAAACAGUUAUGUAAAUUAAUUAUAAAAACUCCCUGCAUGUAUUUUGUAUGUUCCUGUAUUUACUGUGUUGCAGAAAAGGGCAGCGAUGCAUUGUUAGUUUUCUCCAGCAUUGUGCAGCAUCACAUUUACUGUCCUCUCCUCGACCCCUCUUUACGGCUCACUUUAUAACUCCUGACAUGAAUUUAUUUGAGAGUUUGUAGAUAUCAAAAGUGCAGAAGGGCGCCUCGAUCAUCGUAAACCCCUCCGUGUUCACACUCCUUCUGUCUGCACGCCGCAUUCAGCAGGUUUAAUGAAACUGUACUUUUCUCAACAGCUGCUGGAAAUGAUGCUGAACAGUCAGAGAGAAGCAGAGCAGUCGGCGGAGAGAGGGAGGGAUGAGGCAACUUUGGUCUGUCUGCGGUAAUCGUGCAGACAAUGAAACAGUUUGGGUUGAAACAGUGAGAAAUAUGGAGGCAUGUGAGGUCGCUUUAAAGGAGCCGUCUGUUCAUCUGCAGGAAGGACCGACCUCUUCUAUCCAUGCUGUUCUCCUUCUGUUUGUAUUUGUCCUCACUGUUAAUAACUCAGCUCCAGGCCUCUGCACAAGAAUCAGCGUUUGUUUAACAACAGAAACAGUGACCAUACUUUUGUGAUUUCGUUUAGCAUUGUGUAUUUUGCCGUUCCGAUUGGCUGUUGAGUUAUUCCACGUAGCAAACAGAAGCAGCUAACCUCCUGGGCUCUAUUUUCGUGCCCUCUAGUGGCGCGGCAGAGAGGAUGGUGCACCCCAUGCAGAGGUAUUUUCAUCUGGCGGAGCCCGGUGCACAGCCCUCCACAGUGCUUACAGCGAGGGGCUGCCUUCUCUCGCCAUUGUGUUGCAUUGCUAUCGUCAGACAUCUCUUGAUCUCUUUGACUACAUCACAAAAAUUGUAAUAUGCCUCGCCAGUGGCAGAUUUAAUGGUGAGGAGAGGCGCUGAUGUGAUUGGUGAAAACAGGUCUCGGCUGUGUUAAACCCACUCCACGCCUUAUCCCCUCCCUCUCUACGACUUUAGCCGCUGGGAGGAGCUGAGUUAGGGAGGGGGGAUACCUACGCCUAGCUGUGCCGCUCACCACAAUACCAAAAUGAACUUGGGCAUGCUUUAUUGACGUGGAGGACCUGACUUAUGCUGCGCCUGCGCCACGCGAGGCACGAAAAUCAGGCCCCCUGUCUGCUGGCGUCCAUCUGCAGUCAAAUAGUCACUUCUUUCUCUUCCAGUGAACCGUCUCCGUCACCCCGUGAAAAACGCCUCAAAGCAUUUCUGAAUUUCGACGCCUCCUGUCCACUCUUGUGCGUUUCUACCGCUGCACAUGUGGAGGCUAUACUUGCAUUUCUCCAACUGUGGCCCAUCAAAUAUUAAUAUUUCUGUGAGUGCAGAGUAAAUGUGGAGUAUAAAAAGAAAGGGCAGCAGACUUAGGAAAUGUGCCGGAGAAGAGGGAUCGGAGAAAUGCACACACUAAUCGAAAGACCUGCAGGUCAGCGCAAAUAUCUGCCAGAAAAUGAGAAUUUCAUUUUGGCUGCUUUUAUGAACUCGUCCAAACUAUAAAAAACAUCUUCCUUAAAGCAUCAUGGGAAGUGCUCAGCAGGAAAUCAAACCGACGUCUCCUGUUUGAUGGGAGAGGCGGUUGUGAGUCAAAGAUCAGCGCUGGAGCUGAACUUUUCCUUUCCUUGUUUUCUUUAUUGGUUUGUUGUCGUCAUUACUAUUUCAUCUCCUAUAAUGGAGAGUCCGAGGUUGCGAGUGGUCAGCGAACGCUGCUUACAGAGAAAUAUUCGGGCUCGGAAAGUGCAAAAGCCAAAUUCAUAAAACUUUAAGCGUUCCAUUUUGAGUUUGCAGUGCAAAACAAAUGAACAAAUGCAGUCCAUUAGUUUGUCGGAGAAAACACAAACAGCUCGGCUUAAUUUUGUGAAAUGAGGGGAGGAGGGAAAUGUCAGCGGAGGGGACGAAAACAUCCCUCAGCUCCAAAUCAGCAUUAUAAGUUAGAACAGUGUUGCAUACAUUAUAUUAUUACUGAAGCCUCACUUAUCUAUGACAGCAAUGUCAGUCUCUAUCAGGAACAUGCAGCACCAAGUUUAACAAUGAGUCUAUCUCAACUAUAACAUGCUGCGUCACGUGUUAAAGUCAUGGUUGACCAUCUGAGAAGCAGUAGAAAAAACUAGCAGAUUUGAAGAAAGCGUCCCACCCCCCCACACACAAACCUCUCCCAUCUGUGCUCCACGAUAACUCCCCCCCUGAACCAAUAGGAGCUGUCUGGGAUGGAUGGCUCCUAUUGGUCAAUGUUUUUGCAGCCCUGCACCUGAUAGGGUGAACAGAUUUGUUCCGUUCUUUUUUCUCUUCACUUUGUGGAGAUCGCACUAUAGGACCAUGAUCACCAUAGAAACGAGGUUCAUAAUAAUUACCAAUCUCUACAAUCGUCAAUCAUGCCUUUAAAGCCUCUGGAUUGAGCUGCUUUAUGUAUUUCUUCAUAUGCAUUAUAAUAUAAAUAAACCAAAGUAUGACCUGUUUUGUCUUAAAGAAAUAGUCAAGAAACAAUGUGGAGGAAACAUCCAAACCACUCUCACUUUUGUGUUGUUUUUGACUCAGGAUAACAGCCGGCCUUGAUGCCUUCCCUGUGGGCUGCUCUGUUCGAUUGCCCAACGUCCACUUUGUGCGGGAGGAGAUAAGCGCGGCCCGCUCUUUUAACAAACACGGCUCGAGCUGUUUGCACGAGGCUAUCUGUGAGGCAGGUGUGCAGGGAAGCUUUCACUUUGUAAGCCAUAUUCAAACAGAGGGGGGAUUACAUCUGUUCUUCCGGCGCCAGAGAAGCGUCCCGCUGAGCUCGCAGGCUUAUUUAACACAGGUUCGACACCGCCGACACAUCUGUACGCAGCCGAGUGGACAGAGAUAAGGGGAGGGGAGGGUGCUGGGCCGAUCAGAUAUGGAAAUGUGGGCGACGUGCUGAAGCCAUGCGGUGAGGAGAUGGAGCAGAGCGGUGAAUGACGAGACGGCGUGAAGACGUGGACGAAGAAAGUCAGACUGAGAGAGAAAGACCUUGAGAGGAUUAACUGCAGAUGUUUUAAAGCUUACGUACAUGAUCAAUCAGGAUAAGUUCAAUUCAUAUAGACACAUUAGCCACUGUCAUCUGGUGCUUCUACCGGUUCAAUAUCAGAGAGAAGAUUUGCAGUUAGUCCCUCCAUGUAGAAGAAGGUAGAAGAAGUAAUGAAGCUAAGAGGCAAAGGUUGUAUAAAUAUAGAGAAAUGUUCAGGCACUGAGGAUAGAAGAAGAAGAGGUUGUCUGAAAGAACGAAUUGUUGAAGAGCUGAAGAAGUAGAAGUUGUAUGAAUAUAGAACCUGUUGAAGAGCAUAUGCAGAAUAAUAAGAAGAAAGAGUUUGAAUGUAGAACCUGUUAAAGAACUAAAAAAUAAGGAGAGGUUGAAUAAAUGUAGAAAAUGUUGAAGAGCUAAAGUAGAAGAAGCACAGGAUGUAUGAAAGAACUGAAAUUGAAUGUUUUUAUGUAGAAACUGUUGAUGAGCUGAAGAAAUAGAAGUUGCAUGUAUGUAGAAACUGUUAAAGAGCAUAUGCAGAGUAAUAAGGAGAAAGUUUUAAUGUAAAAACUGUUAAAGAACUGAAGAAGUAUGAAUAUAGUUACAGUUAAAGGGCUGGAAGUAACUCAAAAGGAAGUUAUAUGAAUAUAGAAAAUGUUGAAGAGCUAAAAUGGAAGAAGGAGAGGUUGUAUGAAAGAAUGAAUAGUUGAAGAGCUGAAUUUGAACAAUGCAUUUAUGUAGGAACUGUUGAAGAGCUGAAGAAGCAGAAGAUUCACAAAUGUAGGAACUGUUGAAGAGCACAUGCAGAGUAAUAGGGAGAAAGAGUUUGAAUGUAGAAGCUGUUAAAGAACUAAAGAAGAAGUCAUAUAAAUGUAGAACCCGUGAAAUGCUGACUCAGCAUUUCCACUGAAUAAUUUCCAUGUAAAUUUGGUUCCUGGGAUCAGAGGAUCAACCUUAUAGCAGUAAGUCAGAAGGGCUGCAUGUUAAAGAAACUUAUUUAUGACUGUCCUUUUGCUCCCACGCUGAUAUGUUCAGAUUUAUCUCGACCCUACGCUGACGACUCUUUCCUGUUUGUUUCAGCCGAUGAGAAAACAGCAUGUCUAAUGAGGACCAGAGCAGACUUGGACAGGCUGUUCGCUGUCUGAACUCGAGUCAACUUUCACAUUUAUGAUUCAGCUCUUUAUCUUGUGUUUGACUUUAAGCUUUUGAUGCAUUAUAACUCUUGAACUGACUAAUAUUAACUGUGACCUUUCUGCUCGGUAGUCUGAGCUCACUUUCAGGGCAGUGAUUUACAGCACCGUCAUAUUUCCAGAGGCGCAGAUACGGCCGCCUGGAGUGUAUAUCUGUGUGUACAUUCAUGAAUAAGCAUUUGACUGUGAGAAACAGACAAACUGAGGAGGGGGAGGGGAGGCCCGGGCGGGCGGCGAACAGGGGCACCCAGAGGCAUGAAUCAUCUCAGCUGACAAGGAGACAAAGGUCUGAAUCAUGUAAUAACUCAACUCUUACUGUGAAUCUGUCACCCGGGUUUGAAUGCAGAGCGAGCGUGUGUGUGUACACCGGUGUGUGUUAGAGACAGAUGCUAAAUUUUCCCACUUACAUGAAGGGCACCUCUGUGGGAAGAAGGAUGGGGAGAUUGGGCCCCUGUGGGACGAGGGUAUUUGUCAGCGGUGACGUCCUGGUCAAAAUAAUACCGGUGCUGAUAUCGCCGGAGGAGGAGAGGAGGAGAGAAAUAUAGAGAGGGAAAAGCACAAAGGCAAGCAAGGAUAAGAAGGUCAGGAGCGCCUUCGACGCGGCGUAAAUGCAGCAUCGCUGUUUCAGUUUUAUUCUCUGUAAAUGUUUCACCUGAAAUCAACCCAGAGCUGUGUCCAUGACUGUGUUAAAAACGUCCACUGGGGACCUGUGGUUAUGUAAUCGCACAUUCUCAUGUUACAGUUAGUUAGUCGUCUGCAGGUACUGGUAAUCUGGUGCACACAGGGCCAAUGGGGAGUGAAUUUGCACCCACAUUUGAAAUGAGGCGUGGUUAGGUGCAGAAGUGGUGCACUGAGUUUGAGUCUUGGACGGAAGUCGCACUCUAACAUGACUUGUCUCAACUUGGACAAUCAUGGACAGUCUUUCUAUUUUGAAUUUUGGUCUCCAUCUGUAAUUUCCCACACCACAUCACCUGAAGGCCUUUUCUGAUAUUUACCAACAUAUUCAGUCAUUUGUCAUCCUUUAUGACAACUUCCUGUGAUCAAUAACUUAACGAUUACCAUUGGCUCCUUACUCUUGUCUAUGUCCAAUCUGAUAAAUGAGAUAAUGUCUCUUCAGCCUUGGUUUUAUUGUUAUAUGAUAUAUUGACACUCUGAGAGACUAAACUUGGGCUUGCAAAAAGUGACUCUUUCCCAUCUCAGACUUAACCCCAAUUUCCACCACAUCCAGAAUGGCUACAAAAAAGUCAUAUCCGCCGAUCGUACGGCAAACAUCACGGCCAUCCGCAUCCCGAGUUUGACAGACAAAAACCUAGUCCAAAGUCUGAAGCCCAUGGUGCAGCCGUGUUUUCCUGCAAGAUCGUAGAAACCAUCUGAGUCCACUUUGCACAGUCCUCACAGAAAUGCAUCAGGAUCUCAGACUGAAAGAAGACGAGAACACUCGUACUGAUAUCUCCUGACAGACCAGCGUAACCUCAGCCGUGCACAGGUCAAGCUCUCCAUCAUGCGCACCACUGCACACAUGCAGAUGCACAUAGAAACUGGCCAAAACAGAGUUAUAGGCUCAUUUUUCAAUCCUCAAAAGUGCUGCUUGACGACUUAUAAGUGGUUAGACACACUUUGAUUUACUUUGUGCCAUAGACCAUGAUUUUGGAGUGUUACAAAAAGAGGGCCCAUCGUGUUUGAAGUCUGGAACAACUGUCCGAUUGUCUCCUUGUGUCAACAGCUUUAAAAAUGACCCUAUCAGACAGAAAACAUGGCACCAGAACAUAUGUAAAUUCUGCCUCAGCUUACUCAACAUUCAGUGCAUGUAUCCUGUGUUAUUAGCUGCACCACAGCAUCAAGAAGAGUCGUAUAUGCUGUGAAGGUAGCGUGUGUCAGACGGCGUGUUUCCAGCCUGCUAAUGUGCGCGUUCAAAAGGAAUCCCCUGGUGGGAAAAUGAAUGUUUUCUCAUCUCGACAGAUUCAUGCACAUACACACGUGCUCUAGGGUGUCCUUGCACAUGUCAGCACCGUAACGCCAGUAUGUUCACACACACGCACACAUACACAUACAUGCACACAACCUUUGACUCUGGCGUUGGAAAAAUCUCCCUGAGGCCUGAAUCUGUCAGGAAAGAUGGAAAAUUCCUGAUUCUGUCACUGAUACAGAAAACAGUGACCUUCAGAGCAGAGAGCAGGCGCACAAGAGCGAACGGCUCAGAUUCUCAGGACAGAUUGGACCAUCUGUGUGUGUGUGUGUGUGUGUGUGUGUGUGUCAUGCCACAUAAGGUUCCUUCAAUCUCAGCGAUCCAUCAAGUCGAGGGCUUUGAAAGCUUUUGUGCCGGGGUAGGAGGGUACGGUUUUUUAUUUACACCUUGAGGGGGACUGUUUGGAGGUCGAGGGUGUAAAUAAGAGAAGAAGAAGAAGAAGAAGAUGUCAUGAGAUUUUUCCUUCAAUGCGGAAGAUGGGUUUAUGAGUUAAAGGUGUUGUAGGCAGGAAUCAGUUAAAGAAGCAUCUUUUUUUGUGGUGUAUUUACAAAACAGCUUCUAAUAUCAGUCAAUAGUUAUUAGUUAUUGAUGACAUUUGGUAAUAUCACGAUAUCUCUGUGUUCUCUUAUGUCUGUGUAGUCAACUUUUUAAAAUUUCAGAGCACGCCGCUCUUUCUGACUGUAAACAAAGCCAUUCUCCGCCUCCCCCAUCCUGAUUGGUUGUGAGGCAGACGCUGCUCCCCCGUGUCGUUCAGGAGCCCAAACAAAGUUAGCGUGCUACAAUAUCGGACAGUAGAAACCAACCAGAAAGUUCGGAAAAUUGUCUGAAUCCUCCUUUGGCCACGACUGCCGACACAAGCAAGAAAAACAAAGUAAAUACCGGAGACUCUGGAGGAAUAACGGGCGCUUAAAACGGAGGUAGACCGGACAAGAGUUAAAAAGCCGGGUCAACAUAAACGAUGGGGGACGCUUGGGGAUCUUGGUGACCCUGUAACCUUUCUGCUGGACAGGUAAACCGCUUUAACAAAGUAAGACAAGUGUCUGUAACAGAAGUGUUUCUUGUCAAACGGACCUGCUGUAGCGUGUUGUAGCGCCAUCGCUAAACUGUCCUCCCUCGGGUCCUGGACUAUGUCACUUUAUCCUCGUUGUAGAAGUCCUGCAAACAUUGUGUUUGCUGGUAGUCUGUUGGCAUCUACAGUAGCACCAAUGCUUUUUAAUCUUGUUAGUUUUAAUCAUGUUUUCAUCAGAAAAGCCUGUAUUCAGUUUGAUGCUGGUUUUUCUCUCGCUGUAGUCGCAGAUGAGGUGAAGAGGUCACGUUAUUCUCGUCCAGGUCAGAUGGUGUUUGACUCCACACGUGUGUUUGAGGUCUCCUUUACAAAUGUCUAUAAAAGACCCCUGAGACUCUGACGGCGGCGGCUUUUGUACAGAUCUCUCUGUAAAUUCUGUUUCACUUGAACAUCCAUGCUCUCCAUGACUCUUUCUUUAUCCUGACAAAUCUAGAGGAUAGUUUUGUUCCUGAAUAAGAAGUUUGAACCAUAAUAAUGUCUCUGAAGCUGAAAUAGUGUCACUCACAGGCCACGAAUACCCUUAUCCUGUAUCCACACAAACGUAGAUACAGCAGAGUGUCGUCAACGUAGCGAUGAAUCAGAAUAAUGUUUGAUUAUGAUUAUCAAUAAAAAUCUGCAACAGGGUUUUCUAAGUAGUGAGGGUAUGUCCUCACCUCCAGUUUCUGAGGAGACCUGAUAAAAAAAAAAAAACAUUUGGUGCCACCUCUCAGAUUUUUAACUUCAUCGGAGUCUUUCUUUUAUCCGCCGUCUCGCCUUUUGUCCGUUUUUCAGAACCGCGCGGUCCACUUAAAAAAACUGAUUCAUUUUAGAAAGUACAUGUUGUGCUUGUCCCCCUGUGGUUAGUGUGAGCCUGUCAUUAGUUUUUGAUGCUUUCUUCACAGCAAAGUUCCUGUUUUCCAGCGAGACAUUGUACCACCGUCGAGGAGAAGCUCUCACAAAGACAGAAACACACACUCACACACACUCUCUCUGUGUCGAUUCUAUUAAGCAGUGCACAUGCAUGGGUGUUUUUCCCCCUUUUUUUCAGAUGUAUCUGGUGAAACACAAAGAAAAGCCUGAUUUGCACUCCCACAGUGUGCUGAAAAUGGACAUGGACACCUGCCUGCUCUGCUUUUCUUUGGACCUGAGGAAGAAAAAACAGGUAAAGUGCACUCAGAGGAGUGUGUGUUUUCUCCAGCUGUGUUUUUGGGUGUGUGUGUGUGUGUGUGUGUGGAGGUGGAGGACAGAUCCCAUACUUUCCCUCCUGAAUGAAAAACUGUGAAUUUCACUCGUGGUUUCCAACAAUCAAGAAUCAGUCUGACGUGUGUUUGAUAUUCCUGCACCUUUACCUUGUUUUCCUCAUAGACUCUCUCCUUAUUGAUCAUCUAUUGAUGGUUCUUAUUGUUUCCAUUGGGGAAAUGUCAGAAUAACUAUCCAGAUAGACACUUGAUUUCUUGCAUUGGGGAUUUUUUUAAUUGCAUGUCCUAUUUCUUAGCAUUUUAUUUAUUUAGAUUGUGUUUUUAGCAGAAAUCCACGUUUCUUGUGUGUCCGUCUGAGGCUAAAGAGUUUCUAAAGAGCUUGGAAAGUUGAAUUAUUUCAAAGUUUCAUACAUUUAAUGAUAAAAGUUGCAGGAAUGGCGGCUAUGAUAGACAGGUAGAUGCUUAGGUCCUCUUUUGUAGCUGUGAACGGGCUAUAAGGGGUAAAUCCUCAAUGCAGACUUUAACUUCUAUGCAGAUGACACUCAGCUCUACGCUCUGUUACUGAUGUGAUCACUCUUCUCUCCUCCUGACUCAGAAAAGUCUUUUUUUCUCUUCCAAACUGGACGACUGUGAUGGACUUUAUUCUGGCGUCUGUUAGCACAAUAUCCGAAGAUUACCAUGAAGUCAAAACUCUGCAGCCAGACACACAGGAUCUGUAUUUAGCGUCUCGCAUCACACAGCAAAUAAGUUUCCAUUCUAAUCAAUGCAACAAAGCGUACAGAAAGUGUAUCAGCUCCGUCGCAACGUCGUAUCGAGAGCAGCUCUGCUAAAGAUACGAGGCGAGUCUCUUUUUGCAGCUUUACGCUUACAAUCCACACAGAGAAGGUUGUUCCAGACAGGAAGUCAAGCACGAAAACCGCGCAUGUCAUCCGGUAUUUCAAAAUAAAACACCACAUGUGAACAAGUAAUAGAACAAUCCGAUGGUCGGUCCCUGAUCCAUGUGGACCCCAACAGGACUUUGACCUGCUAACUCUGUCUGAAGGUAACAGCGUAAAGGAACAGAGUUUACUUUAUUAAACACCAGGAAACCUGAAAAAACACAAACUGUAAAAUCACUUCAAGCUUUUUCACAGACAGUCGAGGAUCAACAGUCACUGAAUUAUAUCAGAAUUAUCAGAAAAUCGACCACAGAAAGGAAAUAAAAGAUUAUCUGGUGAUAAAAAGAGGCUCUUUAUCCGGUCUUUGUCUCUGUUGGGGCUCAAAGUUUGUUAGCUGCUAUCAAUAACGUGACCUCUGCCACAGAAUUGCAUUGUGGGUACUGUAGGCACAGGUUUUAGAGACAAGAGUGUGUGCCGAGGAAUAAAAACAUAUCUCACAUCUUUGGUGAAUUUGGGUCGAGAGUUUUAAAGCGUUGAAGUUUCACAGGAGUCUGGGGCUAAAUCUUUUCAGUGACAUGUAGAAACUUCAUUUUUUUAGGGGUUUAAAGGAGCAGGGCUCAUGAAAGAUCUCUGAGAUGUCAAGUGAAGUUCAGAAAGUUCAUAUUUAUCACCCGGAGAGCCUCAGCGGCGCUCUCAGCAGGCUGCUCAGACUGUCACAGAGACAGAUCGGGGCGUCUCGUAUCCACUAACGGUCCAGGAUGGAUCCAAGAACAGACGAGCGGCUGAGAGAGAAUCUGUGAAGAAAAUGGACUUUUAAUAGACACACACAGAACAUGCUGACUCAUGUAAAUGCACGCACAAGAACACGCAGAAUGAUGUCUCUGUGGCGGCUGACGGCGGCACUCCUGCUGUCAAAAGCGAUUUAGCUUCCAUAACCACCAAACCAAGUCCAACAGGGGCGCCCCGAACGAGGAGAGAAAGAGCGAGUUCUUUUACUGUAAGAGAUUCACGUCAGGAAAGGGUAGUUUUAUUCUGUCGGCCAGCAGAGCCGCAAAGAUAAACUCGUUUUCUGCACAGGUGCUUUACUGCAUCGUCUUAUCCUGCAAAAUUCACCCCCUCCUUUAAGGUUUCAGGAAUGUUCUGAUGAAAUAUCUUCUUCAUAUUUCUGCAUCCAAACUGUCCGAACAUCGAUAUCCAUCCCUGAAAAACAAACAGACAGCGUUUGUACCAAAGACGUAAAGGUCAAGAGGUACAUGUGUUUAACAUUUACACCCUCUCCUGUAUCCGUCAGCGUGAGUGGAGUCAAACAAUGACAGCUCUGUAAGAGAGAGAGAGAGAGAGAGAGAGAGAGAGAGGGUGAAAGACAGACGGCUUUUCUGAUAGACAGAGAGAGAGAGAGUGAGAAACUCGUAAACUGUUUCUAAUCACUCGGAGUCUUCACGCUGAACGGCCCUCGGCUGUUUAUCUGCUGCUGUUUACACACAGAAAAAAAAAAAAAACACCUCUGACACGCUUUUUCUGUCUCAAGGUGAGUCGUUUAUAAUCAAGUGAAGCUCAGAGCGGCAGUUUGCAUAAAAAUCUACAAAUUCAACCUCCGCUGAUUUCACAUGCUGCUCAGGGAGGAAGUACAAGGACUCAGAAACGUUUUACCGGGUUAACAGGUGUGCUCGAGUUUUUAAAAAGCUCUCUUCAACCCGGCGUGCAGAGCUGUUGGAAAAGGUUUGGUAAGAGGAGGAAAAAAUAAGACAAUCGAGAUUGAAGUGAAACUCUGUCGUCUUUUUGUAGAUCAACAUCGAUCCAAAGUGAAACGGUCAGACAUGGAAACUUACAUCGUCUUUUUGGCUCCGUGUUUCAGGAGGAUCGAAUUUCACACCUUGAAAACGGGCGGAGACGAACAAGUGAAAGGUUUUUAGACGUCAUUUCACCCCGAUGACACCAUGGAUGAGGAGAUGCUGAUUCUAGAAGUCUAGAAGUAGAUUUCCUCCUCUGGAAGGACACAAUCUACUGCUUAUAUGUGUCUGUCUUUAUAGAGACAACUCAUUAUCACACGACUGAACGUGAAUCUGCGGGUUCUUGUGAGUUCUCGUCUCGUCUCGUCUCACAAACAGAUCGGGUAGGAAUUGGUAAAAAUCGCUGCCGUUCCAUAGCGUAGCCGUUCUGGAUGCGGUGGAAAUUGGGGGUAAGAGUUCUUGAACGUAACCUUUGGCCUGCAGAUAAAAGUCACUGCUAAACUCUGCUGUUGUACUGUAUUGUGCAGCCCCUCUUAUAAAAUAAACUCGUGCAUGUGUCAUUUUAAAACGUGGGUAACCGUGCACAGACCUGUUUUUGGACUAACACUGACCAUCAGUUAAAACCUGUCGGUCCUCUGUUCCAGAGAAAGGUGACCUGAUGAUAUAACACCCUCACUGAUCUGUUUUUAUCUGAUCCUGCUCUGCUGCUUCUCUGUGAGAGAAGAAUAUUAAAGUAUAUUUUCCCUCAUUUCUGAAUAAUCACAGAUCAAAGUUAAAGCUCUAUUCUGGUUCAUGUGAAAGUACACAUGCGUGGAAACCUGCCGCUCUUUUCAUAGACUCUCUAUAGAGGAGGACGCUGCUUUCAAAAGGCACCAUCAUCAUCAUCAUCAUCAUCAUCAUCAGACUCAAUCUUCCUACACAUUAUUAACGGAUAACUGCAUUGUGGGACUUCUUCCAUUAGAGUCCGGCUCGCUCCUGCAGCAGUUAGAAAAAUCUGCAUAAAAAUCAACCAAAUGUUUUCACUUUGGUGGAGAAAGUCGGAGUGAAACCAGAAGAUUGAAGAAAAUGUCUGUAAGAGCGUGAAGUUGUCAGACUCUGAAUUUGUGCCUCUGUCCUGGAUGAGACCUGACUGAAGUUUGGAGGGUUUCUGUCGUCUCUUUGUUUGGAUUUACUGUUUGGUCUCUGAGUGCAUGUGUAAUAUCUGAAUAAAAGUACAUGUUUGUUUGAUCUUCUCCAGCUGAUUUGGACUGAAACUCAAAAAAACAAGUCGAUUAAAGUUACAGCAGCGCAGAGAAGAAAAGACAAACAGAGUUAUAAAGUCCUGAGGAUCACGUCCUGUUAUAGAAAAUCAACAUUAAGGACUUCCAGACGUGUCUCUGGAGGUUAAAGUUAAGUUUUAUUGGUGUUGUUGCAGGAUUAAGUUAAAGAUCGGCUGCUUUGUUCUGGUUUUCUGCUGCAGAGUCUGCAGAGAUGAGGAUGAAGGGGGGGGAUGGUUUUUGUUCUUCCUCGUCUGCAGCAUCACCUCAGAUCUGUGCAGGAGGACGUCACAGAAACUGUCUUUGUGUUUUAUCUGUGUGGACACAUUCAUUUUGACUUCUGUUUGCAUGACUUGCUUUUUAAAAAACCUGAGGACGCGUCUUUUUUCCCCCCGGACAGUCGCCAAAUCGCAUCGCGCUUGACCUAAGGGGAGUUUGUUUUUGAAGUGGACCUUUAAUUACCUGUCUAUAUCUGGUUUAAAUCUGCUUUUAAUUGUUUGUCACUAAUGCUGCAAACUCAUGCCAAACUUGACGGUGAAAGAAAAAGAGGCUUUUGGGUUUUCGUCGAAUGUGCAUUAAACCUGAGAGGUUCUUUAACUUCCUAUGUGUGAGUUUCUGUGCUUGUACCUCCAUGUUGUAUCAUCAUCAUCAUCAUCAUCAUCAUCAGACUUAAAGACUUCAUGCAGAGUUUCAUCAUCUCAUCUAAAAAUAUUCAAGGCUCACACUCGUCAUCAACCCUCCGCGGUACAAACAUAACGAGGCGAGCGCGCUCUCAUGCAUGCUUUAUCAAUUUCACGAGUGUCAAGAAAACGAUGCCUGAGGCUGUUCUCAUCUGCUCCUCAUCCUCAUACCUAUAGACAACAGUGAUGCACUGUAAUAUGUGUGUAACCCUCGUAACUGUGAGCCGGUUUGAAGACACCGGUCAAAACUACUGUACCUUUAAAAACACAUGAACUGGAGUUUAAGUGGAGAAGACAGAAACGCUCCAAAGUGGAUCAUUUAGUGGAUGUUUUCUGUCACUCGAUGUGCCUUUCCAGUUUGAUGAUGAGCUUAAAUUUAAUUGUCUCUGAAGAAUCAACCACACCUCCUCCUCCUGUCUGCUCCUCUCUCUCUCUCUCUCUCCGGCUGAAUGCACGUCAACGUUGCAAUUGACGUGCGCGAUAUUGAUGUGCAAUUGACACCCCGCAGAGAGCAAGAUUGUGACGGCUUUCUCCGAGACACUCCAGUGGAAUUAGACGGAUGUGUGAUGGAUAGAUAACACCCCGCAGCUUUCUAAAGGAAGAAAAAGGAGAAAUAACUAAAUCAUUAUUGAUAUUUGUGCGUGUGUUCAGAGAGGUUAAAGUCCCGGGAGGAUGUUUAGGUGGUUAAAGGUUCGAAUGCAGGAAAGGAGACCAGAAGUAAAACGGUACAAAUGUUUUCAUCAAUAAACCGACAGGCGCACAAUUACCUUCAGUUAAUGAGUCGUAAUGAAAUGAGAGAAUCUGAAGUGACCGUGAUGAUGACGAGUAAAAACAAACAGAAUAUUCAACUUGAAGCUCCUGUAAGCAACUUUUGGUUUAAACCAAUUAUAGCGCCCCCUGUGGAGAAACAGUCUUCCCUUAUUUUAUCCUCUAACACCCAGUUUCAACCGCAUCAAGAACGGCUAUGAAAAGGUCGUAUCCUCCAAUCGUAGUUGAUCGUAACCGUUCAAGUUAUCGUGUCAAUUUACACCGACUUCUUUCCGUUCCUCUGCAGAUCGCCGGACUCCUCAGCUGAUCACAAGAGUUCUAAUUUUUGAACGCCGGAGCAUGGCGGAUAAAUUCCGCACAGAUUAACCCGUGCUGGAAAGGAAGUCGGGCACAGACACAAAAUAAAACAUCCAGCUUCUUUUCAAAAUAAAACACUCCGUGUUUCAGGAGGAUCAUAUUUCACACCAUGCAAACGGGCGGAGACGAACAAGUGAAAGGUUUUUAGACGUCAUUUCACCCCGAUGACACCAUGGAUGAGGAGAUGCUGAUUCUAGAAGUCUAGAAGUAGAUUUCCUCCUCUGGAAGGACACAAUCUACUGCUUAUAUGUCUAUGUGUCUGUCUUUAGAGAGACAACUUGUUAUCGUGAGAUUGAACGUGAAUCUGCAGGUUCUUGUGAGUUCUCGUGAUUAACACUGUCCGUAAUCCGCCAAGAAAUUCGCCUCAUAAAUGGAUGCUGUAGGAAUUGGCAGACGGCGAAAAUCACCACUGCAACUGGAUGCGGUGGAGAUUGGAGUUAGUUUUCCAUGCUAAGUUAACUACACGAUCUCCUGUGAAUAUUUAUUUUGUCAACUGCGAGAAUAGAGCCGUUUCUGUAUCAUCUAAAAAAAGUCAGUCUUGCUGCCAAAGGUCAUGUUUCAAUUUGUUUAUCAUAAGACAGCAUCUAUAUAAGUUCCUGUCAGUUUUAUAAGCACGAAAAAGUCUUUUAAAUGAAAGUACAGCUUCUGUAAUGACCUUUCACCUCAGUCAAUGUUAAAGUAGAAGAUAAAGUCAAAGUUUCUAACCUCGGAGAGCAUCCAUACGAGUUUCAGUCUGCUGUACAAACAUCAACAAAGUCUUGAAAACUCACGUCUUCAGGUAAAAACCUCCUCUCCUGUGAUUAAAAGAGCAGAAAAAGCUCGAUCACAUGCAGCUGAAAACUCAAACUCCUUUUUUUUUCCAGGACUGUAGAUUUCCUCUGCUUGCAUCAGCUGCUUUCGCGGCGCGUCGGGAUGCUUUAUGGAUGUUGACAUCUGAAGGUCAGCGGUUCGAUCGAGAAGAAGAAGAAGAAGAAGAGCGAGCACGCGGCGAGAAUUAUGAAAGUAAUAAAUCAGUCAAAUCUGGCAGGUUGCAGCUUUAA
Xyrichtys novacula (pearly razorfish) is the source of this 15453-nucleotide messenger RNA. Lineage: Eukaryota; Metazoa; Chordata; Actinopteri; Labriformes; Labridae. The record is from the annotation of a GenBank genome assembly.